Molecule: messenger RNA, 3665 nt
Organism: Ictidomys tridecemlineatus (thirteen-lined ground squirrel)
Lineage: Eukaryota; Metazoa; Chordata; Mammalia; Rodentia; Sciuridae
Gene: Ptpn6
Product: protein tyrosine phosphatase non-receptor type 6
Biological process (GO): mitotic cell cycle; peptidyl-tyrosine dephosphorylation; intracellular signal transduction
Cellular component (GO): cytoplasm
Molecular function (GO): phosphotyrosine residue binding; non-membrane spanning protein tyrosine phosphatase activity
Source: RefSeq, a predicted model, not a curated record
UAACCACUAUACAACAUUUGUGUGUGUGGUUCUGGGAUGGAACCCAGGACCUCACACAUGCCAGGCAAGUGCUCUACUGCUGAGUACAAUCUUAGCCCCUUACAACAUUCAGAAAGGUGUAAGGAUCCCAGUUACGCAGCAAGCUGAGGUGCAAAAGGAGGAUCACAAGCCAGUCUUACCAACUUAAUGAGUUAAUGAGACUCUGUUUCUAAAUAAAUAAAUAAAACAAAGAAAAGGGCUGGGGAUAUAACUCAGAGGCAGACCAUUUGUUUGGGAUGUACAAGGCCCUGGGUUCAGUGCCUGGUGCUGUAAAAAUUAAAAUUUAAGUAAAGGUGUAAUGACAAUAUGUGAUCCCUCCCACCUCUGUCCCUAGGGAAUCUACCAAUAGGGGUUUCUUUGUGUCCUUUGUUGAGCAACUUGCCUCUGGUCUUGACUUGAUGGUGUUUGUGUUUGUACUUGGGAUUUCAUGUAUAGACAAACUUUUAAUUCUUUUCUUUAAAAUUUUUUUUUUGUUGUUGUUGACGGACCUUUAUUUUAUUUAUUUAUAUGUGGUGCUGAGAAUUGAACCGAGUGCCUCACACCUGCUAGGCAAGUGCUGCACCACUGAGCCACCACCCCAGACCAAACUUUCAGUUCUUAUAGCUUCAAUUGUCAACCAGUCCUGAGAAUGUCUGCCAUGGCAGGGAGAUUGACCCCAGGAGACAAGCGACUGCUCUGAGUCCUGGGACAGGGCAAAGGCCUAGGGACUGGAAGUAGACAAGGCUCAAGUUUGACAGGGCUUUUCAGGGCUCGUGUUGUCUGUUCCUUCAGAGGUGUGAUAGGUGCAGGAGGGCACCCUUCCCUCUCUUAAGCUUCUGCAAGGUUUUGCUGUUAGGGAGUUGUCCUCUCCCAAGGCAGUGACUUUAGACAUGGGGUCUCUCAACUUCUGUUCUUUGAGGCCCUGAGGGCUGGCAUAUUAUUAAAAUCAUUGGUUGGAACUACCAUUUACUAAUUGUAUGGCCCCUUAAACUCCCUGAGCCUCAGUUUCCUUGUCUGUAAAAUGGGGAUAAAGAUGGUAGUAGGGUCAUAGGGCUGAGGUGAGGAAUAAUUCACAAAAGGCAUGUGAAAAAUGUUUUACUAGAGUCUGGUGUGUAGUAACACUCCAUUAGAUGAUAGUUGUCACUGUCACCAUUAUUAUUAACUUGUGCCAGCAAAGGCUGUGUAGAAGCAGCUGGUGGAGGAGGCAGAAAUGAUGUGGAAUUGUGGGAAGUCACGUGUGUGAGUCAUUAUCUUGGACUGGAGGGUCCAAGGCACAUGUGUGUCCUUAUCUCUUGAGUUUUCACGUAUGCUCAGUGCCCAGUGCCGUGCUCCUGAGCCUUAGACGGCAGACGCGUGGGAAGUGGGCCCCUCCCCCGGCCCUGCCACCCUCUUGCUUCUCCCUUGCUCUGUUCUGAAAAGAGAAGUACAAGUGAGUUCCCCCAAGGGGUCGGCCGCGCCCCUUCCUGUCCCCGCCCUGUUGCCCCAGGCCAGUGGAGUGGCAGCCCCAGAACCAGGACUGCUGGGGGGUCAGGUGGCCAGGUGGCUAGGACGCUGAGGACCACGAUUGAGGAUAGCCCCAGAGUUUUCCGCCUGCGCAGACAGGUGGCACCUCCCAAUUCCCUGUACCCCCUUCCUCUCUGGAGCCCCCAGGAUGGUGAGGUGGUUUCACCGAGACCUUAGCGGACUGGAUGCAGAGACCCUACUCAAGGGCCGAGGGGUCCAUGGGAGCUUCCUGGCUCGGCCUAGUCGCAAGAACCAGGGUGACUUCUCUCUCUCUGUCAGGGUGGGGGAUCAGGUGACCCAUAUUCGGAUCCAGAACUCAGGGGAUUUCUACGACCUGUACGGAGGGGAGAAGUUUGCAACGCUGACCGAGUUGGUGGAGUACUACACCCAUCAGCAGGGCGUCCUGCAGGACCGCGAUGGUACCAUCAUCCACCUCAAGUACCCACUUAACUGCUCCGACCCCACCAGUGAGAGGUGGUACCAUGGCCACAUGUCUGGAGGACAGGCAGAGGCACUGCUGCAGGCCAAGGGCGAACCCUGGACAUUUCUUGUGCGUGAGAGUCUCAGCCAGCCUGGUGAUUUUGUGCUGUCCGUGCUCAGCGACCAGCCCAAGGCCGGCCCGGGCUCCCCACUUAGGGUCACUCACAUCAAGGUCAUGUGUGAGGGUGGACGCUACACUGUGGGUGGCACAGAGACCUUUGACAGCCUAACAGACCUGGUGGAGCAUUUCAAAAAAACAGGAAUUGAGGAGGCCUCAGGAGCUUUCGUCUACCUGCGGCAGCCUUACUAUGCCACUCGGGUGAACGCGGCUGACAUUGAGAACCGGGUCUUGGAACUGAAUAAGAAGCAGGAGUCAGAGGACACAGCCAAGGCUGGCUUCUGGGAAGAGUUUGAGAGUUUACAGAAGCAGGAGGUGAAGAACUUGCACCAGCGGCUGGAAGGACAGCGGCCAGAGAACAAGAGCAAGAACCGAUAUAAGAACAUUCUCCCCUUUGACCACAGCCGAGUGAUCUUGCAGGGACGGGACAGUAACAUCCCUGGGUCAGACUACAUCAAUGCCAACUAUGUCAAGAAUCAGCUGCUAAGCCCCGAUGAGAACUCUAAGACCUACAUCGCCAGCCAGGGCUGUCUGGAGUCCACAGUCAAUGACUUCUGGCAGAUGGUAUGGCAGGAAAACACCCGCGUCAUCGUCAUGACCACUCGAGAGGUGGAGAAAGGCCGGAACAAAUGUGUCCCCUACUGGCCAGAGGUACGCACUCAGCGUGUCUAUGGACCCUACUCUGUGGUCAACUGUGGAGAGCAUGACACAACAGAAUACAAACUCCGUACUUUACAGGUCUCCCCACUGGACAAUGGGGACCUGGUUCGGGAGAUCUGGCACUACCAGUACCUGAGCUGGCCUGACCAUGGGGUCCCCAGUGAGCCUGGGGGUGUCCUCAGCUUCCUGGACCAGAUCAACCAGCGGCAGGAAAGUCUGCCUCAUGCAGGGCCCAUCAUUGUGCAUUGCAGCGCGGGCAUUGGUCGCACAGGCACCAUCAUUGUCAUCGACAUGCUCAUGGAGAGCAUCUCCACCAAGGGUCUGGACUGUGACAUUGAUAUCCAGAAGACAAUCCAGAUGGUUCGGGCGCAGCGCUCAGGCAUGGUGCAAACAGAGGCUCAGUACAAGUUCAUUUACGUGGCCAUUGCCCAGUUCAUUGAAACCACCAAGAAGAAGUUGGAAGUCAUUCAGUCCCAGAAGGGCCAGGAGUCAGAAUAUGGGAACAUUACCUACCCACCGGCCAUGAGGAGUGCCCAUGCCAAAGCUUCCCGGACUUCCUCCAAACACAAGGAGGAUGUGUAUGAGAACUUGCACAGUAAGAACAAGAAGGAGGAGAAAGUGAAGAAACAGCGGUCAGCAGACAAGGAGAAGAGCAAGGGUUCCCUCAAGAGGAAGUGAGCUGGGCACCAUCCAGAGGUGGCCAUGCCUCAGGCCUGAUCCCUACAGAUGACUGAACCCACUCAUGCCAGAACUUAGGACCCCUAUUCUAUCAUAAUUUAAAUGGCUGUGCCCCUAUCUCCCUCUCCCCUCACCCUGUAUAUAACUCAACAAGGCUCCAGGUAGAGCCAGGUUCUUCUAUUCUUGUAAAUAAACCUCUGAAUCACUA